Messenger RNA from Penicillium olsonii, 1059 nucleotides. NCBI's taxonomy places the organism in Eukaryota, Fungi, Ascomycota, Eurotiomycetes, Eurotiales, Aspergillaceae. The record is from the annotation of a GenBank genome assembly.
AUGCCACUGCUCUGCAGCCAGGUUCCGCGCGAUGCAAUGCGGACGAUCCUUGGAUUCGAAUUGGACAAUGAGAGGCGAACAGGUCAAGAAAAGCGAAAGGUCGCGAAUGUUUCUGGAAGGCCCAAAGUGUGGGGAAGCCCGAUAAGAGGAUGUGUCAGCCGCAUUAUCAAUACUCCGCUUCCCCAGAGCGGCAUGCCGCGGGUUGCCGGGAUUGCCCGCGGUAAGCCGAGUUUCCCCGUCGUCACGUGUGCCAGACGUCAUCGCCGAUGGCGCUUCAUUGGCCGCGGAGGCCGCGCUUUGACGGGAGUGACCUUUCCUCGUCACCAUUGGAGCGCUUCGGACAUUCUCAAUAUGGCGGGCUCGUUGAUCCAGAGGCACCCACUCCAGCGACUAGCGAGUCCCUCGCGGAGUCUCUCCGCACUGGUGCAUUUGGUGGGACUGUCAAGCUUUUUCUGGGCCUUCAAACACAACGAAGCCUAUGGGUGGCACUUUCAAUACCUCACGGUGAUUGGCCUCACGCUAUCUACCCUCACGUUCCUGGUCGGUCUCUCGGCGGAUAUUACACUGUCUCGCCGACUCUUCCUGGUCAAGAACAUCCUAUCGGUCUGCAGCACACCGCUUGAGGUUCUUAUCAGCGUUCUGUAUUGGGGUCUUCGCUUGAUCGAUGAGAAGCUGGUCAUCCCCGAGAAUGUGAUCAUCCCGCUUCACGCCGAUCUCGCAUUCCAUGCGACUCCAUCGGUGGUGAUGAUGAUUGAUCUACUAUUCCUAUCUCCGCCAUGGACCAUCACGAUUGUCCCCGCCCUGAUGAUAUCGGUGACCAUUGCAUUUGGAUACUGGUUCUGGGUUGAGCAGUGCUUUGCCGCGAAUGGAUGGUACCCCUAUCCGAUUUUCGAAGUCCUUUCCAUCAAAGGUCGCAUUGGCCUCUUCACCCUGAGUGCUGUCAUCAUGGCACUGAGCACCGUCACACUCAAAUGGCUCGUCGGGCGCAUCAAUGGCUUUGGCCACCCCAUGAAGCUAGAGUCGCGUCCAGGCGAUAUCAAACGCAAGGAAGGCCUGUAA